AUGCUAUUCCCAUCUCUGUCCGAAGAACUUUGUGGUGAGCUCGCAAGGGAUCUUUUUGGGAAUCCCAAUGCCAAUAAGAAUAAAACAAAUGCUGCCCUGGACAAGGAAAUCUGCGAGUCUCUGAUUGGUACUCCAUACAGAGUGGCUGCUGAGCUGUGGAACAUGAUCAAUCCACUGGAAAACGAUCAGAUUCCACAAGAGGCUCAUCCAAACCACCUCUUAUGGACGCUUUGCUUUCUGAAGAACUACUGUUCUGAACCGGUAAUGGUUCGGCUAGUUGGUUUUGUGGACCCAAAAACAUUCCGAAAAUGGGUUUGGAUCUUCAUUCCAGCAAUCGCUGCACAAAGAGUUGAUGUUAUUAAAUGGAUACGGCGAUUUGAAGAAUGGGAUCACCAGACAGUUUGUGUCAUAACUGUUGACGGAGUGGACUGUGCCAUCCAAGAACCAUGGCCCUUCGAUGAAGCAAUCUUCUCCAAGAAGUUAAAUGGACCAGGCUACAAAUACGAAAUCGGUAUUUGCAUUGCAACCGGUGUAAUAGUUUGGGUGAACGGCCCUUUCAAGGCAGGCAAAAAUGACAAGACAAUAUUUGAAGAAGAUGGUCUCAUGAACGCUUUGUGUGACAAUGAAUGUGUCGAGGUUGACAUGGGAUACCAAGGCCUUGAUGAGUUGAAGAACCCCAAGAUGUACCAAACUCAGAAGGCAGGUAAGCAAAAAAGUAAGGCAAGGGCCCGGCACGAAAAUGUGAAUGGAGAGCUGAAGAAAUUUGCAGUUCUUGAUCAAGUCUUUCGCCAUGAUCCUUUGACAAAGCACAAAUGCUGCUUCGAAGCUGUUGCUGUCAUCUGUCAAAUGCGACAUGACCAAGGAGGUCGUCGAAAUACUGUAGAAUAUGGUGCUACAUACUACUAG
Cylindrotheca closterium is the source of this 906-nucleotide messenger RNA. NCBI's taxonomy places the organism in Eukaryota, Bacillariophyta, Bacillariophyceae, Bacillariales, Bacillariaceae. The record is from the annotation of a GenBank genome assembly.